AUGAAGUCAGCCUACGUGAUUUGCAUAUUACUGAGCAUAACGAUCAGUUCUCUAGCGUUAGACAACACCGAUGGUAAGAUUGCUGUAGCGCAGACACACAUAGGUGAAAUACAAGCAUCCAAUGUGAGCAAUAAAAGCAAUGAAACAACUAUCACUUCGCCUCCUUCAUCGACUACUAGUAGCACACAUAGUAGUACCGAAGUUACUACAGCUUCAACCUCGACUACUACUAAUAAGACAACAACGAUACCAGACAACACUAGUACAACUGCUGUUCCUACUCCCACUUCUACUACAACUACUACUAUUCCAACUACUAUUACUCAAAAAACAACAACUGCAAUACCAACAUCUUCAGUUAAACCUUCUACAGUUAUAUCAAGUAGCAGCGCACCAGAAGCACCAACAACAGCUGUGCCAUCACCUUCCAAGGACCGUCACUUUGAUGGACUAAGCUUCUUUGGUGGCAUUAUACUUGCUACAUGUCUGAUGGCAAUUGCGGUAUUCUCAUGGAAAUUCUACAGGCAAUGCAAUCAAGAAAAUUAUCGUACACUGUGAUAACUUUAAAUCUUUAUUGCAAUAGUAGGUCACAUGUUCCAUUAGUAAGUUAUUUGUUUUAAAGUUAAUUUAAUAAAAAAUUAUAUUGUGAAAAUAUUUAAUAGAGUAGUUUUAUUUUUUACAAAAAACAAUUGAUGACAUACAUGAAGCUUGAAACAAAAACAACUUACUGGUGGAACACAACUUGCUAGUUACACGUAUUAACAAACUUUCGAUAAUGGCUAAUUACUCGAAGUAAGAAACUCUAUAAAUAAUUAUUCUGUUACCGUAAUAAUAUUGCGUAUUUUUAUAACGCAAUUAAAUGUUUGUGCGUUAAGUGCUCUUAGUAAAGUCAUGCGCAAUUCUGAUUUAGUUUAUUUUAUUUUUUUUUUUUCUUACAAAAAUACAUCAAAUCUUGUAACUGCAAAAUCAUGCAUCACAAACUUCAUCUACUUAAACUGGAACAUCUAAAUAUUCGCAUGUCGAAACUUUGGCUGAUUUAGUUGCGAGCUUAAAACAUGCAAAUUUACACCGGCUUGAGAAGUUAAAACGUAACGUUUAGUUUAAUGCUCGAGAGUAACACGAGUUGCGUGUCUAUUAUUCGUUGCACACGAAUGCGAUCCGGUUCUACGAGUAUCUACUUAUACUUAGAUACGGGUUAUUAGAGAUAUCCAUGUAAUAUCCAAGAUGUCCACUAUCUCAGAAAAAAAUCUCAGGGAAUAUUUUUCUAUUUGGACGUAAGGUCAAGGAUUCAGAAAAUCUUUUUAAGCAAGAACACCCUGGGGAUACGAUUAGAACUUGUAGAACUACCAGCCAUAUGCAACGAGUAAGAAACGGUCAGAUAUCUACGUAAUAUGCUCGUGUUAUUUUUUUAACUGAUUGUAUGUUAAUUAAACAAUAACUAUCGUAAUUACAUUUCCGAUUUUACUGUUUGUUUAAUUGCAUUAAAUGUAUGAAUGUCA
Pseudomyrmex gracilis is the source of this 1499-nucleotide messenger RNA. RefSeq names its product integumentary mucin C.1. NCBI's taxonomy places the organism in Eukaryota, Metazoa, Arthropoda, Insecta, Hymenoptera, Formicidae. Gene Ontology annotation, cellular component: cytoplasmic vesicle. The transcript has 3 exons. The coding region runs from base 1 to 558 and encodes 185 amino acids. The record is from RefSeq and is a predicted model, not a curated record.